This is a messenger RNA of Aspergillus uvarum CBS 121591, 537 nucleotides long. RefSeq lists its product as uncharacterized. NCBI's taxonomy places the organism in Eukaryota, Fungi, Ascomycota, Eurotiomycetes, Eurotiales, Aspergillaceae. The record is from RefSeq and is a predicted model, not a curated record. The transcript is spliced from 2 exons. The coding region runs from base 50 to 346 and encodes 98 amino acids.
GGUGGAUGUGCUGGCUGUCUGCCCGGUAACCUAACAGUGUUUACGGAGUAUGAAGUUCGGUUUGGUUUUCGCCCCCAAACACCAAAGGAUUCAAAGGAACGACAAAUCAACCAAAUGCCCGCCGGUCUUUCUUUCUUGGCCUAGAUCCAUGUCAGAACUCAGAACACUGAUGGAAUUCUUUCUUGCUGUACACCGGGACAUGGGGGUGGGUUUAAGGGUGGUCGAUAGUUUUGCGGGACCCAGCCCGCCGGGCACGCACUUGGUCUGUUGGAUCAUCUCCCUGCUAUGCUUCUCUGUCGCUCUGUCGCUCUUGCUCUCUCUCUCUCUCCCCACCCCGUACGACUAACUUGUGAAAGUGGUACUACAAUAGGGACAAAAUCUAAGAUGAACCACCUCAGUGGAAUGUGACUCACUCCCUCUUUUUCUUUUCUUUUUUUAUUUCUUCUUCUCUGUAUUCUUUGCAUCGUUACUACGCGUUUUCUGCAGUUUGACUGUAGUUACUUUUCCAACCCAGCAAUUUAAGCGAGUAGACUUCAC